Molecule: messenger RNA, 2779 nt
Organism: Diospyros lotus (date-plum)
Lineage: Eukaryota; Viridiplantae; Streptophyta; Magnoliopsida; Ericales; Ebenaceae
Product: probable serine/threonine-protein kinase WNK5
Exons: 6
Coding region: 786-2666 (626 amino acids)
Biological process (GO): intracellular signal transduction; protein phosphorylation
Cellular component (GO): cytoplasm
Molecular function (GO): protein serine/threonine kinase activity; ATP binding
Source: RefSeq, a predicted model, not a curated record
AUUCAUUCAUUCAUUUGACUCUCUUGCAGUUGCAGCCAUAUUUCCUCCAUCUAAUUCCCUAAUUCCCCCUCAAAAUAAAUCUUCUCCAAACCAAACCCUCAUUUUGCAGAUUCCCCUCUCCCACAAAUCUAUCUCGAUCCUUUUCCCAGCUGUCACCAUAACCACACACGAUGCUCCCAAAGCGUGGCCACAGGUUCUUCAAAUUCAGGACCCCCACUUUUGAUCGUUUGUGUUGCUGAUUUGCCUUAUACAAGAAGUCCAAUCUCCUCCACAAUCCCAAAGAGAUUCCUUUUCCAUUGGCCGACAGGGAAGAUAUUCAUUCUCCGAUCCCCUCAUACUUCCGCUUCCAUCCAUCGCCCUUAUCUGUGAAAAAGAUAUCUCUAUCCGUAUCCGCACCUGCAGGCAGCCAAAUGAGUCCUCAGGCCUACGAGUUGUCGCGCGAGGUUGUGAGCAUGGCUUGGAUUAUGCUGAGGAUCGAUUACUCCAGGCUCUUCUGGCUCCUCUUUGGCGUCUUCUCCUACGAAAACCACGAAGGAAAGCCUCGGAUCAUCUAGCAUCUAUCAUCGCUUUCUACAUCUUCUCUUCUGCACCAUCAUAGACAACUAAUAAUCUCUGUUAUAUUUACUACUUCAUAUCCAGUAAGUUUGCCACCAAAGUCAUAGUUGGUAGAGUUGGUGGGCUCGAAGUCUAGUUCGAGUUCGAGUUCGAGUUUGAGGCUCCUGAGUAUCAGGUGCUCCUCCGUUGAGUAGAUCUCAAGGAGAGGGCUGAUUAAUUUUGCAACAGACAUGUACAAAACGCGGUUAGGGGAACACAUUGAUGGAGCCAAGCUGCAGCUUGGAUAUGUUGAAGUGGACCCAUCUGCCCGCUACGGACGUUUCAGAGAAGUUCUGGGCAAAGGGGCAACGAAAACAGUGUACAAGGCGUUUGAUGAAGUGCUGGGAAUGGAGGUGGCGUGGAACCAGGUGAAGCUAAACCAGGUGUUCCGGUCGCCGGAGGAACUGGAGCGCCUUUACUCGGAGGUGCACCUCUUGAAGAACCUUCACCAUGAAUCUGUAAUACGAUUCUACGCAUCUUGGAUAGACGUUGACCACCGGACUUUCAACUUCAUCACCGAGAUGUUCACUUCAGGCACCCUCAGAGAGUACAGACAGAGGUAUAAGAGAGUCAACAUUGGAGCUGUGAAGAAUUGGGCACGCCAAAUCCUAAGAGGUCUAGUUUAUUUGCAUGGCCAUGACCCUCCAGUGAUACAUCGAGACCUCAAGUGUGACAAUAUCUUCAUCAACGGCCAUGUUGGGCAAGUCAAGAUCGGUGACCUAGGCUUAGCAGCCAUACUCCGUAGUGGCUCACAUCACGCCCACAGCGUCAUAGGGACCCCAGAAUUUAUGGCACCAGAGCUAUAUGAAGAAGAUUACGACCAGCUCGUGGAUGUAUACUCAUUUGGCAUGUGUGUCCUAGAAAUGCUCACUUCUGAGUACCCAUAUGGCGAGUGCUCCAAUCCUGCUCAAAUCUACAAGAAAGUCACUUCGGGGAAGUUGCCGGAAGCAUUCUAUCGUAUUGAAGAUGAUGAAGCCCGGCGCUUGGUGGCUAAAUGCUUGGAGACGGCCUCAAAGAGGCCAUCGGCGCAAGAGCUCUUGGAAGACCCGUUUCUUGCAUCCGGUAAAUUAGAAGAGUCACUACUACUGCCCACCAUGGCCAGGAGCCCUAGCCAACGUUCCGUCGUCGGUGCCGGAAAAUUGGCAGAUGAGCCCCUUUCGCCGGCUAAUUCAAGGAGUUCAGACAUGAUUAUCACCGGGUCGAUGGAUCCAGAGGAUGACACCAUAUUUCUCAAAGUGAAGAUCACUCACAAGGAUGGCCAGGUGAGAAACGUGUACUUCCCGUUUGACACUGUGAGCGACACUCCGGAGGGCGUGGCAAUGGAGAUGGUGAAGGAAUUGGAGAUCAGUGAGUGGGAGCCAUUGGAGAUUGCUGAGAUGAUUGAUGAGGAGAUCUCUGCUCUGGUUCCUGCUUGGAAGGAAGCAUCCCAUCAUCAUCAGCAUAUCUUCAAUUAUUACGACGAACAUGAAGAUGAAGAAGACGACGACGACAGAGCCCACGACCACCCUCCUUUCUACUGUUUCUCUUCCCAUUCUUCGUCCCAAGCUUCUCCCCCCCAGCUUCGUUGUGCCAAGAAUGCCUUUCCUGCCCAUGAUUGGAUGCCAGAGAAUAUGUUUCGCAUUAACGAUGAUGCGAGUUCUCAAAGCUCUCUGAAUUCCUACAACUACUCGCACUUGGUCUAUUGGUCAAGCAAUGAUCAUAUUAAUGACUUCGACAUGAUGAAUUCCAAAACCUGCGAAUCCAACGUUACUGCAAGGUCGAUGCACAAUUCUACCAGAUUCUGUCCGGAAGAUCGAAGCAAAAGCCAAAAUUUUCACAGCCAAACCAGUUCCGAUCAGCGACUGAAGAUGAUAAGCCGCACGAAAUCUUUCCUGGACGUGCGAAGCCAAUUGCUCCGCCGCUCGUUCGCGGAGCAGAUAAGCAACCGCCGCCUCUUCAAGACUGUUGGGUCAGUGGAGAACAUCGGGUACAAGGAUCCCGGCGAGUUCUCCGGCGGCAACAUGCCGCUAUACUGCGAGUGUCCAACGAGGUCGCCGGGAAACCCUGCUGGACGACGAGGAUUUGAAUGGUGAGGAAUAAUAUGUUGUGUGGUGUGUGACUUUAUGUAUUAUUUACGUAUCAUACAUGCAUCUGUGGACAUAUGCAACAGUGUUAUUAUGGAAUAUUGCUGCUCUCUUUUGAUUCA